UCGAGCGGAUCAGCAUGUUGGUAAUACUUCUCAACUGCGUCACCCUGGGCAUGUACCAACCCUGUGUGGACUUCGAGUGUGUCACCAACCGCUGCAAAAUACUGCAGAUGUUCGAUGACUUCAUCUUCGCCUUCUUCGCUCUGGAGAUGUCCAUCAAGAUGAUAGCUAUGGGAGUUUAUGGGAAAGGCACGUAUCUCGCAGACUCAUGGAAUCGACUUGAUUUCUUCAUUGUAUUAGCCGGGAUGCUCGAGUAUUGUUUGAAUGUGGAGAACAUUAACCUGACAGCCAUCAGAACUAUUCGAGUACUAAGACCACUACGAGCCAUCAACAGAAUACCGAGCAUGCGGAUCCUAGUCAUGCUUCUUCUAGACACCCUGCCUAUGCUGGGUAACGUUCUUCUUCUUUGUUUCUUCGUUUUCUUCAUUUUCGGAAUCAUCGGAGUCCAACUUUGGGAAGGUAUUCUUCGACAACGGUGUUUUCUAAAACCGAUUCCCAACGUCACAUAUCCUAAGCCGCUGGCGGCGUACUACCAGUACCAAGAGCAAGACCGGGACUACAUAUGUUCCAAGCCGGAAGACAACGGGAUGCACAGAUGCAGCGAUUUGCCACCAUACAAACACGGGGAACUACUGUGUAAUGAUACGGCUCUUCCAUGGAGCAACAACAUCCCUACCAACAAGUCCUGUGUCAACUGGAACUAUUAUUACACCGAGUGUAAACCUCAAGGCGACAACCCUUUCCAGGGGACCAUCUCCUUUGACAACAUCGGGCUGGCGUGGGUCGCUAUAUUCUUGGUGAUCAGCUUGGAAGGUUGGAGUGACAUCAUGUAUUACGUCCAAGACGCCCACUCCUUCUGGGACUGGAUCUACUUUGUACUCCUUAUUGUUAUUGGGUCUUUCUUCAUGAUAAAUCUGUGCCUUGUCGUCAUCGCUACUCAGUUCUCCGAGACGAAGAAGAGAGAGAUGGAGAGAAUGCGGCAAGAGAGAGCGCGUUACCAAAGUACAAGCACUCUAGCUUCGUCCACCAACAACUCUGAACCUACUUCUUGCUACGCGGAGAUAGUAAAACUUGUCGCUCACAUGUGGAGGAGAGGGAAGAGAAGACUGAUAAAGAAAUAUCGUCUUUGGAAGUACAGAAGACAUCAAAAGAGGGAACAAAAACUCAGCAUAAGCAAUAACAACGAGGACAACCCAACGUCUGUGGGUAGUCCAUUGGCGAUGCACCCGUUCAAACCGCAAGAGGGGGAAAAGUUUAAGUGUACAGUACCAGCGACAGUGGUCAUUUCCCCCACUCCGCGACGGCAUCGCUCCCCACCACCGGAGGCUCCUCCUCCCACUGUGCCUACAAUAGAGGUGAUAGAAGACACGCCCCCGAGUCCCAAGAGGCCGUCCUUACUGCGGGUGCCUUCCUUUAAUAACGGCUCUCAUUGGGAACAGGAGAGUCACACGGGGGCUAGUCUUCUCAGUCCUCCAGGAACCACGAACCUCUCUCGACGCAGAAGUAGUGUGAUGUUCAACGACGUGGUCCUCCUGCAUGGAGAGAACACCCCGAAUGUUCAGCAGACAAGGAACGUGUGCUCCAGCGAGAAACAGACUCAGACGGGGGAAGGAGAUUGGCCUGAUAGUGAUUCACACACUGUCAUCAUCCCUUCGUCAGCACAACAUCAGACAUCAACUGCUGAAGCGAUGACUUGUCAGGAACUCUUGGCUCUCAGUGGAGCGCUCAGUGCAGCUCUCCCUACAGGACAGCUUGCUCUCGACUCUUUGUUCAACUCGCUCAGCAAAGGAGUUCUUCAGCCUCAGAUCCAGUUUGCUACUAGCAUUGGAGCUAUGGAUCGGUCGGCCGUUGACUGGACAAGUUACGACAAGCCAAGAUCCAGUUGCUGUGGUUGCGGUCACACCUGGUAUUGUGCUUUUCAAUGCGUCUACUCCGGGUGCGGUGCUGCCAGGAGAUGUGUCCAGUUGCUUGUAGAGCACAAGUACUUCCAGCAAGGGAUCCUACUCGCCAUCCUCAUCAACACGCUCAGCAUGGGGAUAGAGUAUCACAACCAGCCAGAGGAGCUAACAGUCAUAGUGGAGACCAGCAAUAUUAUUUUCUCUGCUGUUUUCGCUUGCGAGAUGCUUCUCAAGGUGAUUUCAGAAGGCCCUUUUGGCUACAUCAGCAAUGGUUUUAACGUCUUCGAUGGCAUCAUUGUCAUCCUGAGUGUGAUCGAGCUUGGUCAGACCUUCCUAGGGGAACGGGAAGGAAGUUCAGGCCUCAGUGUCCUAAGGACCUUCAGGCUUUUGAGGAUCCUGAAGCUUGUCAGGUUCAUGCCUAACCUCCGCCGUCAGCUGGUCGUCAUGCUUAGAACCAUGGAUAACGUCGCAGUGUUCUUCUCUCUCCUGAUACUCUUUAUCUUCAUCUUCAGUAUUUUAGGGAUGUAUCUGUUUGGCGGUAAGUUUUGCAUGCUCAGCGACGGAUCGAGAGAAUGCAGCUGUGAGGAAAUCGUCAACAAAGAUCCAAAAUGUGUCUGUGACAGAAAGCAUUUUAACAAUGUCCUUUGGGCCACCGUGACAGUGUUUCAGAUUCUCACCCAAGAGGAUUGGAAUGUUGUCCUCUUCAACGGUAUGGAAAAAACAAGUCACUGGGCAGCGUUGUAUUUUGUGGCGUUGAUGACGUUUGGGAACUACGUCUUAUUCAACCUCCUGGUCGCCAUCUUGGUGGAAGGAUUCUCAUCGGAGAGGAGAGAACGUGAACAACGGGAGCUUGCUAAGGCUCAAGCCGCCGCUGCAGCCAGGAAGUACUCCGAGUGCUACAGUGACGACAUAUACAGCUCCUGUUCUGCAUCGGAGAGCGACAGUUUCCAACAGGAAUACAAAAACGAGUGGGAUACGGAACAUACUAGAAAGUCAAAGGACAAUGGGCACAGGGAAAAGGAGAACUGCUGGAAACAGAAACGGAAACAGAACAAUGGGCAGUGUGAAGCAAAGUGCAAUAUACAAAAAGAGAGUCAGAUGCUGGGAGCUUCUAGUGGAGUUGCUAGUGCAAUGCCCAUCAUCACACAUACAGCAGCAACUCCUCAAGACUCUCCAAACACGACUAUAGGCCAUUCUCAGAGGGAGUUCAACAACAGGCUACAAUCAGCUAUUGCACUGUAUUCUAGCUCAUUGUCCAUAGACUCAAUUGACUGCUCUAUUUCGUCCCAGGGCAGUGGAUUGUUGAAACCUCCAAAUUUGACCAUCAAUAAUUUGAAUCCUCAGGGGCCGCAGGUUCGCAGAAGUUCGCCGGCCUCUAAUAUGCAGAAGAAGGAACAGCUUCCCUUAGCUCCAAGAUUUCAAAGGGGUUAUUCAUGGAAGAUUUCAAGGCCCUCUUUGAAGAGAAAGAUGAAAAGUUCUUCUGAACCAGAUGAAGAUCAAGAGGUGGUGUUGAACAACAACAACCACUUGCUGUCUGGAUCUCUUCAUUUGUCUGACCACUCCCACUGCAAUGGCGGCCUGCUGGGUAACACAAUCCGUAACAACACACAGUGUCGUAGGAACAGCUGCACUGCCAACAGACUCAGUCCUCAGAGUCAUAGCUCCAGAAGUCGACCUCCUCCAGGAUGUUGUCACACACCACAGGUUGCUUGGGUGGGAGGCAGUACAGCAGGUCCUCUCACCAGGCAGAGCUCUGUCAGCGGAGGAAGCUCUGGCAGUAAUCAGCUGCUUCCACCACAGGUGCCUGCCAUACAGAUCAUCAAGACUGGCUCCGCCCACAAUUCACACAUGAGCGUCGCCUCAGGCAGAGAUCUGAGCGUACAGAACCUCUCCGAAUGUUACGCUAAGCCACUCAACAAGCUGUCAGAUCGUCCAGCCUCCCCAGCGCCUCUCCCACGGGUCAACAAGAUACGAGAACCGACGGUGGAGCGAUUACCCAUGCCACUACCAGAGGAAGCCACUCAAACUGAGGACGAUUUCUCACCCGGGCUGCGGAAAGUCUUCUUCUUCUUCGAGGAGAAGGGGUGCCUUAAGGAUAGAGUGGACUAUUCGCUCUAUAUAUUUCCACCAGAACACCCUUUCCGUCAAGCGUGUUCCCAGUUUGUGGGCCAAAAGUGGUUUGACAACGCUGUGCUUCUGUUUAUCGCUCUCAACUGUAUCACACUGGCGAUGGAGCGACCCAACAUACCUCCCGACAGUCCAGAACGGCUGUUCCUCUCUACGGCCAACUAUGUGUUUACUGUCGUCUUCGCUGUCGAGAUGUUUGUUAAGGUUGUGUCCACUGGCAUGUUCUAUGGAGAAGAGGCCUACUUUAUGUCUGGAUGGAACAUCAUGGACGGUUCACUGGUGAUCAUCUCUAUCAUUGACCUGAUGCUAUCCCUUCUCACAGCCAGCAGCCCUCGCAUCUUUGGAAUACUCAGGGUGUUUCGACUGCUCCGUUCCCUCAGACCUCUGCGUGUGAUCAACAGAGCCCCAGGAUUGAAGCUGGUGGUACAGACUCUUCUCUCGUCACUACGACCCAUCGGCAACAUCGUACUUAUCUGCUGCACAUUCUUCAUCAUUUUCGGCAUUCUAGGAGUUCAGCUGUUCAAAGGCAUGUUCUACUACUGCGAUGGUCCAAACAUCAAGAACGUGAGGAACAAGACGGACUGUCUAGCGGACAAGAGGAAUGUGUGGGUGAACCGCAAGUACAACUUUGACGACCUGGGGAAGGCGCUGAUGUCGCUGUUUGUACUGUCCAGUAGAGAUGGUUGGGUCAACAUCAUGUAUACUGGGCUGGACGCUGUGGGCGUGGACCAACAGCCGAUAGAAAACUACUCAGAAUGGAGACUGCUGUACUUCAUCGCCUUCAUCCUCUUGGUUGGGUUCUUUGUGCUUAACAUGUUUGUGGGAGUGGUCGUGGAGAACUUCCACAGAUGCAGGGAGGAACAGGAGAAAGAAGAGAGGGUGAGGAGGAUGGCGAAACGAGCAAAACAGAUGGAGAAGAAAAGAAGAAAAAUGCAUGAGCCGCCGUACUAUACAACGUACUCGCGCUCUCGCUUGUUUGUACACAACGUGGUGACCUCCAAGUACUUCGACCUAGCCAUAGCAGCUGUUAUUGGACUCAACGUCAUCACUAUGGCAAUGGAGUUCUACAUGAUGCCCAAGGCACUGUCGUAUGCACUCAAGAUUUUCAACUAUUUCUUCACUGCUGUAUUCAUCUUGGAAUCUAUUAUGAAGCUAGUGGCGCUAGGGUUAAAAUUGUACCUGAAAGACAAAUGGAAUCAACUUGACAUAGGAAUUGUAAUCUUGUCUAUUGUUGGUAUUGCCUUGGAAGAGGUGGAGUCAAAGAUUAUUCCUAUCAAUCCUACGAUAAUACGAGUCAUGAGGGUGCUUAGGAUAGCCAGGGUACUGAAGCUGCUCAAGAUGGCCAAAGGUAUCAGAGCUCUUCUAGACACAGUGAUGCAGGCUCUGCCCCAAGUUGGUAACCUUGGACUGCUCUUCUUCUUACUCUUCUUCAUCUUCGCUGCACUGGGAGUUGAACUUUUUGGAAGACUGGAGUGCAGUGAAGAACAGCCUUGCCAAGGUCUUGGAGAACACGCACACUUCAGUAAUUUUGGAAUGGCCUUCCUGACACUGUUCCGAGUAGCAACUGGGGACAACUGGAACGGCAUCAUGAAGGAUACAUUGCGUGACGACUGUGAUGACCAAGCGGACUGUGUCCGUAACUGCUGUGUACACGCAGGGAUCGCUCCCAUCUUCUUUGUCAUCUUCGUACUCAUGGCACAGUUUGUACUGGUCAACGUUGUGGUCGCUGUUCUCAUGAAGCAUUUGGAAGAAUCUCACAAACAGAUGGAGGAUGAGUUGGACAUGGAGGUAGAACUUGAGCGAGAGCUGGCGCAAGAACAGAUGGAGGAGGAAGAAGAAGAACUUUGCAUGCAGUUAGCCCUCGAACAGGACGCGAUCCACCGACCUCUCGCCAAAGUGCUGAGCCUUCCUGCGAACUUCACCUUCAGUUCCAGCUACUGCGAGGAGAGCCCAUCUAGAGGUACAAAGCGUAGGAGCUCUUGGACAAAAAAUAAAGAAGAAUUAUUCCUGAAAAACAACAGAAGAAGACAAACCCUAACAGGCCCUGCACUGAUCCCGCCUGCCUACCCAGCCAUGGGAUAUACCACCGUGUACACUACAUCUCAGGACAAGGACAACAUAGACUCUGGGAACAGGUUAUUCUCGGAUGACCUGAGAAAACCAACGGUACGCCGAGUAUCAAGUGACUCCAGCACGAGGCGUCGCUCUGUAGUGGAGCUCACAACUCCUUCUCCGUCGCCCUCCCUGCUGUCCGUCCCCAGAUUGCUCACCGCACCCGGUGGAAGCUGCAGACGACUAAUGAGCUUGACUGAGCUAGAGGCAUCACCACAGGAGGCAGAACCACCAUCAGAAGACAUAUCUCCCGAGUGUGUCGCCCCCGCAGUGCUGUUGGUGCCUCCCCCUUACCCCCACCCGGAACCAUCCCCCUCUCCUUCACCAGACUCUUCCGAACCACCUGAGACCAAAGACGAUGUCAGUUACAACUCAAAGAGCGAGAUGGACAUUCAAAUCAUGGUGGUGGGGGAAACUCGUUUGCCGCAAGUUGGGCGACAAGACACCCCAGAUGGAAAGUCAGUCGAGUCACGGUCAGUUUUGCCUGGCCAACGAGUCAGGAUAAGACUGUGCGACACCCGGCUCGACUCGGGUAUCGGGGACGAUAAACACAGUCAGGAAUCGCAACCGUCGUCCAGUGGACCUUACGAUCCGGUUGACGAACUUUCUUAG
Messenger RNA from Macrosteles quadrilineatus (aster leafhopper), 6746 nucleotides. Its product is annotated as voltage-dependent T-type calcium channel subunit alpha-1G-like. Gene Ontology annotation, molecular function: voltage-gated sodium channel activity; low voltage-gated calcium channel activity. Gene Ontology annotation, cellular component: voltage-gated sodium channel complex; plasma membrane; neuron projection. Lineage: Eukaryota; Metazoa; Arthropoda; Insecta; Hemiptera; Cicadellidae. The record is from RefSeq and is a predicted model, not a curated record. Gene Ontology annotation, biological process: neuronal action potential; membrane depolarization during action potential; sodium ion transmembrane transport. Bases 15 to 6746 code for a protein of 2243 amino acids. The transcript has 38 exons.